This is a messenger RNA of Mya arenaria, 411 nucleotides long. RefSeq lists its product as uncharacterized. Bases 1 to 411 code for a protein of 136 amino acids. The record is from RefSeq and is a predicted model, not a curated record. Lineage: Eukaryota; Metazoa; Mollusca; Bivalvia; Myida; Myidae. The transcript has a single exon.
AUGCAGUCCGCUACCCCACACAGUCCCCACAGCCAAUGUGUUCCCCCAGCCAAUGUGCUCCUCUCGCCAAUGCGCUCCUACUUUCCCAUGCAGUCCCCCACCCCAUGUGCUCCCCAUGUCAAUGCCCUCCUACCAGCCCAUGCGGUCUCCUACCCUGUGUGCUCUCCCAGCCAAUACGCUCCUACUUUCCCAUGCGGUCCCCAACCCCGUGUGCUCCCCCAGCCAAUGCCCUCCUACCACCCCAUGUGCUCCCCCAGCCAAUGUGCUCCUACCAUCCCAUACAGUUCCCCACCCCAUGUGCUUCCCCAGUCACUACCCUCCUACCACCAAAUGCAUUCCCCCACCCUAUGGGUGACCCCAGCCAAUGCCCUCCUCUUGCCAAUGCCCUCCUACUUUUCAUGCGGUCCCUAA